AAUGAAGUUUGUGGUCCACACCCUUCCCUCUUCUUUUUCUACCUUUUUGGCUCCAUAUAAACUCUUCCAUUCACUCACAAUGCUCCCAGAGACAAGCUCUAACCGUUUUCUUGCCCCCAGCAUCUUCUUCUUCUUCUUCAUACUUGUCAGAAGAACUCAUAAUGGAGAUCAAGAGUAGAGACAGGAGGCAAGUGUCAAUUGAGAAGGUGAGGAGAGAAAGUCCAGUUGAAGUUGAGGAUGAGGAAGAGGAGGAGGAUGAAAGUGUGGCUGGCGGUGAGGGCUGUCUUGCAGAAGAUGAGAGGAAGAAGGGUGGUGCAGGUGGUGGUGGGAGAAGAGGGUCCACUGGGGGUGGAGUUUCUCCACCUUCUUGUCAAGCAGAGAUGUGUGGUGCUGAUUUGACUGUUGCAAAGAGGUACCAUCGCCGCCAUAAGGUGUGUGAGCUUCAUUCCAAGGCACCUUUUGUGAUGGUUGCAGGAAUGAGGCAGAGGUUUUGCCAGCAAUGUAGCAGGUUCCAUGAGCUGGCAGAGUUUGACGAAGCUAAAAGAAGCUGCCGGAGACGCUUGGCCAGACACAAUGAACGGCGCCGGAAGAGCAAUGCUGAGACUUGCAGUGAAGGAUGCAGCAGCAGCAAAGGACAGAACCCUACAGAAAGCCUAUGCAGAAAUGCUGAUGACUGGGGAAGAAUUCAGAUGAACAUGGCAAGGAAUUCUGGUUACAGGUCCUUCCACUUCAGAUGAAUUCAAUGUGUUCAUCAGCAUGCUCCCUCUCUUCUGUCAAUGGAUCUUUACAAUAUGCCAAGGCAUAUAAUAAAGUCCACUUUUUAUGUUACGAGAAUAAGAAUCUAAAACCAGAAUUAAAAACCCCCAACACUUAAAGGUGGUGUCAUAUGUAAACUACGUCAUAGUGCUGAAGCUCUGUAUUUUAUUAUUUACUUACCAAGUUUCUUA
Molecule: messenger RNA, 947 nt
Organism: Vigna unguiculata (cowpea)
Lineage: Eukaryota; Viridiplantae; Streptophyta; Magnoliopsida; Fabales; Fabaceae
Source: RefSeq, a predicted model, not a curated record